Molecule: messenger RNA, 3760 nt
Organism: Acanthoscelides obtectus
Lineage: Eukaryota; Metazoa; Arthropoda; Insecta; Coleoptera; Chrysomelidae
Source: the annotation of a GenBank genome assembly
AGCUGACAUAACCUCAAUAAUAUGCUAUCAAAAAUGAUUGUUAGAUAGUGAUAAAUAAACAGGAUAACAACCUGUUGAUUAUACAUCAUGUGGUGCUACAAAUAGCAGAAGGCAAAAUUUAAUUUCAAACCAGCACAUUCCUUGUGAUUGCUCAUUAUUUUUAGUGUUGCAAGAUUUACACAAUAGUUCAACAAUGACAGUAACAUACAAUGCAGAAGUGGCCACUGUCCGAGGCCUAGGCUGCUUUCUCAAGUUAUUAGCAAGUUACACAAAUAUCACACGAUUAGGACUGCAUUUGUGAAUUUUUAAAAAGUGUACAUUCUGUAACAAUUUCAGUGUUCAUAAUUGUUUGAUGUACCUGUACCAUGAAUUCAUAAAUAGAACAAGGUGGAGAGGCAGUAUCUACAAGUUAGUGUGGAUGGAUUUGAUAUUAUUUUUAACAAUUUACUAUAGUUUAAACAUUACAUAUAGGUAUAUCCUAGAUGAAAGUGGAAAACAAGUAUUUGAAUCGAUGGUGAUAUACUGUAAGGACUAUGUUAAUCUCAUACCAUUGUCAUUUGUCCUUGGUUUUUAUGUAUCAGUAAUAAUGACAAGAUGGUGGAAUCAGUAUACUUCUAUCCCACAUCCAGAUCCUUUAGCAGUGUUUGUCAGCGCUACAAUACAUGGACAGGAUGAAAGAGGAAGGGUUAUGAGACGCACCAUUAUGAGAUAUGUUUGUUGUUGUGUGGCGAUGAUUUUUACUAUGAUUUCUCCAAGAGUGAAAAAACGAUUUCCAACCUUGGACCAUUUCGUUGAAGCAGGAAUGCUUCAACAGAGUGAAAGAGAUAUUAUUGCUGAUUUGGAUAAGAAGUUUCCCAAAUAUCCAAAACAUUGGUUACCAAUAGUAUGGGCGUCUAGUAUAGUAACUAGAGCUCGAAAGGAAGGUAGGAUAAGAGACGAUUUUGCUGUGAAAACACUUGUUGACGAAUUAAAUAAAUUCAGAGGUCAAUGUGGCAUCCUGUUGCAGUAUGAUCAUAUUAAUAUUCCCUUAGUGUAUACUCAGGUUGUGACCUUAGCUGUAUAUAGUUAUUUUAUCACAAAUAUAAUAGGCCAUCAGUGGGUGGAGGAUAAUAAAUAUAAAAUGGAUUUGUAUUUUCCUAUUUUCACUACACUCGAAUUUUUCUUUUACAUCGGCUGGUUGAAAGUGGCCGAGUCGAUGAUAAAUCCUUUUGGCGACGAUGAUGAUGAUUUUGAGGUUAAUUGGAUGGUUGAUAGAAAUUUACAGGUAUCUUACUUGAUUGUAGACGAAAUGCAUCACGAACACCCGCAGUUAGUCAGAGAUCAAUAUUGGGACGAAGUUUUUCCAGCGGAAUUGCCUUAUACAGCCGAAUCUAAACCGUUCAAGGAUACUCAUCCUUUGCCAUCAACUGCAAACAUCGCUGUCAAUAAAGCAAAGCCAGACCAAGACUUAGUAGGACCAGGUUUGAUGAUGAACUCAAAUAUGUCCAAAGGUGAUGAUAACAUCAUGAAUUCUGCUUAUUCGGCUUUCGAAUCCGGACCAAUUACGUUUUCUGCCACUCCUGACCAGGGUGGGAACUAUAUGAGGUCCAGAGCUUCUCAGAGUUCGAUGGGUACUUCAGUUCCAGAUUCAAUUUCAAGAGUCAAUUCAGUGACGAAUAUGUUAAAGAGGUUCUUCAGCCGUGAAGAUAAUAGGCAAGAUUCUAAGAUGGAAGCAAACGAAUUGAAUAACUUACUUCCUAAUCCUGAUACUGUCCUUAAACCAGAACUUAUAAAGAAAAUUACUGAUGAAGUUAUUGAAGAGGUGGACGAACAAACUACACUGACAUCGCAACGAUCUGCAAAAGAGUGUCAUCCAACAGUAGAGAGUAUUUUUGGACCUCCCCCACCAACUCAACCGAUCAGUGUACCUAGUUCGAGUAUUCACAAGACAAGUAGCUAUGCUAAUGCGAUUGCUGAUGUUUAUGAACCGUUCCCAAAAAUGUCAGAAUCUGCGCCUAAUGAGACAACAAAAAAUAUAAGAGACAGUAUGGAUAGUACGGAUCGGGUCAGUAUAGGAGGAUCGAUAACAGAUGAUGAGGACGAUUUUGAAAAACUGAAAAAGAUGAGAGGGGAAGAAAGAAAACAAUUACACAAAUUGGCUCGGUCCCACAGCAACAAGUCAGACGAAUUAGGAGCUGCAUCACCAACAAGACGUAGAUCAAGUGAAACACAGUCUCCAGAAUAUCCUCCUCAACCCCCUUUUGAGCUAAACAUAUAACCAUUUCAAGCACAGGUUUUUUCACAGUCAAUUAAUAUGUCCUUGAAACCAUGUGGUGCCAUAAUUGGUUGUUCAAAAGACUCAGGAAGAGGUUUUGUAUGCAAAAUACAGGGUGAGCCAGUUGACCUAGAUGACAAAAUGACUAAUUGUGUAUAUCGUUUUUGUACUGCAGUUGAAAUAUAUUUCAUAUUUGAGACGAAAAUCAAGAAAAAGAAUUUGUUUCCCCUCCAAAAUCUGAUGCUCCGCAUACAAAAUACCGUCGUCCAAACGCGAUAGUCUCGCGCUGUAAUGAUUUUGCCUAUCAUGCACUCUACCAAAAUUACGCUACCAGCGUGAUAUAUUUUAAAAAAUUGGAUUCUGGUAUUUUAUUUUGCAUAUGCAACUCUUCCAAAGCCUCAAGUAAGUAAACAUUCUAUGUAUACUACAAAUAUUUAGCACUAACUGACAGCAUUCACUGUAAAUUAAAAGAAAAAUCUUUUGGUAUUAUUAGAAAAGACAUAAACAAUAUUUUUCUCGAUUUUAUGAAUAUCUUUUUUACAUGUGACAGUAUUACUUAGUUUGAGAUUUAUUAUGUAUUAUUAUGUAUAUAGUAGAAAAUUCUAAAAAAUAGACAAAUAAUUAGAUUUAAUUAUAUAAUUUAUAGAAAUCUCAUUGUUCAAGAUGAUGACUUUGGCCUAAUUUUAUUACUUGAUAAUUAUACUUAUUCUGGAUUUUACGUAUUUUUGUAAUAUUUUUAAGGAUAACAAAUAUGUAAAUUUGUACAGUCUUCUAUAGUUCUCAAUUUGUAAUACACCCGAUUAUUCUUAAAAUAUUGAACUAGAAAUUUUUAAUACCUCGAAUAACUCGUGAAGUUUUUUUUAUUUGUUAUUCUCAUAAAUUUUAAAACAUUUUAUUUACACUUACACAUUGAAGGUGUAUUACUGAGAUUACUAAAAUGAGACAAUAAACAGUAUUUUUUUGAUUAUAUCGAAGCAAAUGAAAAAUACUUUUAAGAGCUUUGCUGAAAAGGUAGAUAUUUCUCACUAAUAAUUUUAGUAGACUGCUUUAGAUAUUGCUUUUGUGAUAAUUACAGUACAAUACAAAGUAUUGUUUUCUGGCUUAAAAUUAUUAUACUGUUGGGCUUAGCGGACUUUUGCUUUGUAUUUUUACAAAUAAAACAAUAACAAAAUUAAUUAAGUAACUCAGCAAAAGACAUUUUAGUAUGUAGAUUACCUAAAUACCAAAGGUUGCUUACUAAAAUAAAAUAGCACACUAAUCAAAAUACAUACUAAAUAUUAACAAGUGUACUUACCUAAUAUGGCCUUCAUAAGCAAAACAGCUUUAUGUGUGUUUUGUAAAAGGAAUUUUGCUUGCUUAAUUGUUGCUUUUUUAACGGAGUACUCAUAUUUUUUUUAAAAUGAUACCAAAUGUCAAAGUUGCAAACUUCCAUUCAAUCACACGCAUAUGGAACAGUUAAGCAAUAUAGUGAAACAAGCAUUUUUAAGUAAAGUAUUUGUUACGUUA